Messenger RNA from Acyrthosiphon pisum (pea aphid), 1726 nucleotides. RefSeq names its product eukaryotic translation initiation factor 3 subunit h (gene eIF3h). Gene Ontology annotation, cellular component: cytoplasm; eukaryotic translation initiation factor 3 complex. Gene Ontology annotation, molecular function: metallopeptidase activity; protein binding; translation initiation factor activity. The transcript is spliced from 6 exons. NCBI's taxonomy places the organism in Eukaryota, Metazoa, Arthropoda, Insecta, Hemiptera, Aphididae. The record is from RefSeq and is a predicted model, not a curated record. Bases 201 to 1196 code for a protein of 331 amino acids.
CCGACACUGCCCAGGUACCGAAUACCGAAAACCGAAUCACUCAAUCACCCCAGUCCCCACUAAUUCCGUAUGUGCCGACGGCCGACUCCACUCUACAACUCUAGUUCUAGUACUCUACGUAUUCUCUAGAAUUCUCUGUCCUUUUAAGUGUUUCGUUUGGUUUAGAAAUCUAUUUGUGUCGAUCAAACAUAACGCAUACAAUGGCGUCCAGACGAUUCGAUCCGAAGGGCAAAGAAUCAUAUUCAGCCGUCAAAUACGUGCAAGUCGAAGGACUGGCAUUGAUGAAAAUUGCGAAACACUGCCAUGAAGAGUGUGCCAGUGACGUGAUCAUCGCUCAAGGAGCACUUUUGGGUCUGGUUGUCGAAGACCGUCUCGAGAUCACCAAUUGUUUCGCCUUCCCGAAAAGCGUCGAUGAAUCUAUCAAUGAUGAAAAAUAUCAAUUGGAUAUGAUGAAAAGUCUUCGUCAAGUUAAUGUUGAUCAUUAUCACGUUGGAUGGUAUCAAAGUUCUGACGUUGGAAAUUUUUUGAGUUUGCCAUUGUUGGAAUCACAAUUUCAUUACCAGACUAGCAUAGAAGAGUCAGUCGUUUUAAUUUUCGACGCUCCCAAAACAAAUCGUGGGUUUUUGUCUUUAAGUGCUUACCGUCUUACACCUCAGGCCUUAACUAUGUUUAAAGAAAAUGAUUUUCUGCCAGAUACAUUGAAAUCAUUAAAAGUUGGUUAUGAUAAUUUAUUAGUGAAAGUUCCAGUUGUAAUAAAAAAUUCAACAUUGACUAACAUACUUCUCUCAGAACUAAGUUUUAAAAUUAAGGUUGAAGAAGGCUCUGAACAUUUGGAUAUUGGCACAGCUACUGUUUUGGAAGGGCAAUUACGUCAUUUAAUGGACCGAGUAGAUGAUCUAAAUCAAGAAGCCAUCAAAUUCAAUCGUUACCAACAAGCAGUUGUUCGUCAAGCUACGGAUAAACACCGUUACUUGCAGAAACGAGCUAUAGAAAAUCAAGCUCGAGCAGCGAAAGAAGAGCCACCAUUACCUGAAGAAGACAUAACUAAGAUAUUUAGAGCAUUACCAGUACCUCCUAGAUUACCACCCAUGUUAAUGGCUACUCAAGUUGAUUCAUAUGCUGAAGAAAUAGCUAAAUUUUCUACUCAGUCUUUGGCUAAAUUGUAUAUGACCAAAGCUAUGAACACAAACAACUGAUUGAAAAAAAAAUACUUUGUAUAAUAUUCUAAAAUUGAGUAAAUACAUAAUUUUAUAAUUAUAAAAAUAAUAAAUGAAAUCAUACUUUCCAUUGUAAGAGUAAAUGAAAUGUAAAAGUAUAUAACUGAGUAUAUUAUUUAUUACAUUUUUAAUAUAUUCCUUUGUUAUUAUUUUGUACUUUCAAAAUGUAAUAAUAUCUAAACUCUGGAAAUAAUAAUUUAGAUUGAUUUUAUAUAAUCAUUUAAUUAAGAGAUAAUGGAGUUACUGAAUUAUUUAUUUUAGUUAUUGGUGAUUGAAAGCUUAUCAAUGUAACGGGGACAAUGUGUAUCAUUUGUAUGUUAUUUUACCAGUUCCCCGUUACAGAUCCACCCCCCGCCGGCCUGAAAAUUGAUACGCUUUCAAUCUUCAAUAGAUUUGCCACAGAUAUUUCUAUUGAUCCAAUGAUUUUUAUCUUUCUUUAGUGUUUCAAGGUCUUUACUAAAAUUAUAAAGUAAAAAAGUUGAUUUUUAAAUUAAACAAUCUGUAAAACA